Molecule: messenger RNA, 5568 nt
Organism: Perca fluviatilis (European perch)
Lineage: Eukaryota; Metazoa; Chordata; Actinopteri; Perciformes; Percidae
Product: importin-13-like
Exons: 23
Coding region: 147-3071 (974 amino acids)
Biological process (GO): protein import into nucleus
Cellular component (GO): nuclear membrane; cytoplasm
Molecular function (GO): small GTPase binding
Source: RefSeq, a predicted model, not a curated record
UGUAGCAAAAAGCUCUCGGUGACGGAGCAGAGACAGAAAAGCGGCAGGGAGCUGCAAGCAUCGUCUCAUACCGUCGCAGGACAGAAAGGUGUGAAAAUAUUAGUCCUCUCGACAGCCUAGUACACGGAGACGGCAUUGUUUUGAUAAUGCUGUCACACUCUGAAAAUCUCCGUAUCAGCGGAGAUAUGGAGACGCUGGGACGGAUAGCAGCAACACCGGACGCCCUGGACUUCACGGUGGAAAACGUAGAGAAGGCCCUUCACCAGUUGUACUACGAUCCCAAUAUAGAAAACAAGAAUCUGGCCCAGAAAUGGCUUAUGCAGGCUCAGGUCUCACCUCAGGCCUGGCAGUUCUGCUGGGCCUUACUGAGCCCAGAUAAGGUGCCAGAGAUCCAGUACUUUGGUGCUAGCGCGCUUCACACCAAGAUCUCUCGCUACUGGUCAGACAUCCCCACAGACCAGUAUGAGUCUCUAAAGACCCAGCUGUUCUCCCAGAUUGCCUGCUUCUCCUCCGGCUCCAAGAUGGUGCUUACCCGGCUAUGUGUGGCCCUGGCCUCUCUGGCACUCAACACAAUGCCUGAGGCCUGGCCUGGCGCAGUGGCAGAGAUGGUACGGGUGUUCCAGGAGGAAGGGGGAGGGGUGGAUGGGCGGGCACGCUGCCUGGCAUUGCUGGAGCUGCUCACCGUCCUGCCGGAGGAGUUCCAGACCAGCCGCCUGCCGCAGUACAGAAAGGGACAGGUUCGGGGCGCCCUGGGCCGUGAGUGGGGGUCAGUGUGUCCCUUACUGCAGCAACUGCUGAGAAGGACAGAUAGCCCCGGGGCGGUGAAAGCUCGUGUGCUGCGCUGCCUGUCAUCCUGGGUGCUGCUGGAUGUGCCCCUCAACGAGAGUGAAGGCCUGGUGCAAGACUGCUUCAGUGCCCUGCCUGACCCAGAGCUCUUUGACACAGCGGUAGAGGCAAUCGUCAACGCCAUCUCACAGCCUGACUCCCAAAGAUAUGUGAACACUUUGCUAAAACUGGUUCCUCAAGUGCUGGCCCUCCAGGAGCAGCUCAGAGAGGCGGUUCAGAAUGGAGACAUGGAGACCUGCCAUGGUAUCUGCCGUAUCGCUGUUACACUGGGAGAAAACCACUCCAGGACUCUGUUGGAGCAGGUGGAUCACUGGCAGAGCUUCCUGGCUUUGGUCAACAUGAUCAUGUUUUGUACAGGCAUCCCCGGCCACUACCCGGUCAAUGAGACCACCAGCUCGCUCACACUCACCUUCUGGUAUACACUACAAGAUGAAAUCAUGUCAUUUGAGUCGGAUAAGCAGGCAGUGUAUCUGCAGGUCUACAGGCCAGUAUAUUUCCAGCUGGUGGAUGUUCUGCUACAUAAAGCCCAGUUCCCCUCUGACCAGGAGUAUGCAUCCUGGUCCUCCGAUGAAAAAGAGCAAUUCAGGAUUUACAGGGUGGAUAUCUCAGACACACUCAUGUACGUGUAUGAGAUGCUGGGAGCAGAGCUGCUGAGUAACCUGUAUGAUAAACUGGGGAGACUGUUGACUAACACAGAGCAGCCCACAUCAUGGCAGCACACAGAAGCCUUACUAUAUGGCUUCCAGUCCAUAGCAGAGACGAUAGAUGUGAAUUACUCUGACGUCAUCCCAGGCCUGAUAGGACUCAUCCCCAGAAUCAACAUCAACAACGUCCAACUAGCAGACACAGUGAUGUUCACUAUAGGUGCUUUGGCUGAAUGGUUGGCAGACCACCCAGUGAUGCUCAGCAGUGUUUUGCCCUUGGUGCUCCAGGCUUUGGGGAACCCAGACCUUUCUGUUUCUUCUGUGUCUACACUCAAGAAAAUUUGUAGGGAGUGCAAAUAUGACCUGCCACCCUAUGCAACCAACAUAGUAGCUGUCUCUCAGGAGGUGCUUAUAAAGCAGAUCCACAAGACGAGUCAGUGUAUGUGGUUGAUGCAGGCUCUCGGCUUCCUGCUCUCAGCUCUCCCUGUGGAAGAGAUCUUAAGGAACCUUCACUCUCUCAUCACCCCCUACAUUCAGCAACUGGAGAAGUUAGCGGAUGAGACACCCAAUCCCUCCAAUAAAUUAGCGAUCAUCCACAUCUUGGGGCUGCUGUCCAACCUCUUCACUACACUCGACAUCAGCAAGCAGGACGAUGAGUCAGCAGACGGCUCAGCACCACCUGUCAAAACAGCCCCCCCUCCGCCUGGACCAAACCCAGUGGUGGUGGUUUUGCAACAAGUGUUUGCUCUCAUACAGACUGUACUGAGUAAGUGGCUCAAUGACUCGCAGGUCGUAGAGGCGGUGUGCGCCAUCUUUGAGAAGUCAGUGAAGACUCUGCUCCAUGACUUUGCUCCCAUGGUGUCUCAGCUCAGCGAGAUGCUUGGACAGAUGUACAGUACAAUUCCCCAGGCCUCAGCCCUCGACCUCACACGACAGAUGGUGCAUAUCUUUGCCAGCGAGACAGACCACUUCCCACCCAUCAAGGCUCUGUUUGAGCUAGUUACCUCGGUAACGCUGUCCAUCUUUCAGCAAGGACCCAGGGAUCAUCCUGAUAUUGUUGAUUCAUUUAUGCAACUCCAAGCUCAGGCCCUCAAACGGAAGCCCGAUUUGUUCUUGUCUGAGAGUCUUGACGUGAAAGCAGUGUUCCACUGUGGAGUUCUGUCUCUCAAAUUUCCCGAGGCUCCAACAGUCAAGUCAACGUGCUUGUUCUUUACUGAACUGUUACCCCGCUGCUCAGAUGUGCCUCCAGUGGCCAGAGUGGUGCAGGAAGACGGUAAACUGUUGAUCCAGGCUGUGCUGGAGGGCAUCGGGGGCGGGGCAUCUCGAUGCCUGAUGGACCAGUUUGCGGAAGUGCUUUUCUCUCUGAACAAGCACUGUUUCUCUCUGCUCGCUGUGUGGUUGAAGGAGGCACUGCAGCCUCCUGGGUACCCGUCAUCACGGGUCACGACUGAACAGAAAGACAACUUCUCACAUCAGAUACUCAGAGAACGAGUGAACAAAAGGAGGGUUAAGGACAUAGUGAAGGAGUUCACACUACUGUGCAGAGGGCUCCAUGGUACAGAGUACGCUGCUGAAUACUGAAACUCUACUCUUGAACUCUCACCCAACCGGACCUCUGCCCUCAGCGCCAAACAGCUGGAUGCAACAACAAAACAGUUCUCACAAACCCCAUCAGCAAAGAUAUCAUGAAAUGAUUGUAAUAAUAAACCUGCCUCCCACCCCACCCCCAGCAGAACAAGACAUGGAACCAUUCCAGCACAGACCUGCCAUCAGAUUAAUGGACAAACAUUAAAUCCCUGGUGGCUUGAAGGGAGGCUGUCCUCUCUGCUCUUAUAAUUAUACAUUUUUGUUAUUGGAUGGACUGUUCCUCUUAUUUCUUUGGAAGAGCUUUGAGCAGCCCUCCCAGCAUGCUGCCUCUCGCCUCCUUCUAUCUCUGUCGUGUUCUGCCUUUCUAGAUCUUCCUGUGGUUCCUAGAUUGUUUCCUGGUGAUUAGCAUCCAUAUGAAAUGGUAGUGGUAUCGUACGUAGCUACUUGACAUUAUUUUUCAAAAAUGAAAUCAAAUGAAUUAUAUAAAUGUAUACGUAUACACAUAUGGAAAGAUGGUGGUCGUCAGUCCUGCUGCUGCUAAUGGGAAAAUAGAAGGACCAAUGUCAGGAGGGGAUUCUGCAGGAAAAAUGACAUUAAUACAAUAAUAUUUACUCACAACCAUGCCCGUGAUCUCUGCAUUUGCCAAAUGAUCUUGAAAUGUUUUGUGAAUUUGUCCUUCUUUUUUUUCUUCUUUUUUUGUUAAAUAUGCCUUUUGGGGGCUAUAAGUGGAGAAAGAGACAAAAACCACAUGACUGGACUAUAAACCAUCUGCUCUCUUGCCCAGCCUUCCAUGUACAGGGCUGUACCUCAUGUACAUACACUCCCACCCAGUCAUACUGCAGUCUCCUCGGAUUGUAGAGAGUGGUAUUUAUGCAUUGGUCCCUUAGGUAAAGCAGGACUGUGAAGGCUGGAGUGGGGAAAGGAAUUAAUAGUAGCUGGCAGUGAGAAAGAGACACAAGCUGGAAACUGAGAAGGGAACGGAGUGUUUGGAGGGAUGAAUAAUCCUGACGAAGGACUGCUUAGUCACUGUAAUCGUGCAAAAAUAUUAAUCAAGUUGUGCAUAUUAACAGUUAUUGCUGAACACUUCUGUGUAUUUGAGUGUAUGCGUGCGUGUGUUCAUACCUGUAUGUAUGAGAGGUUGUGUGUGCACAGAUGUAUCUUUUUCCACUUGUUCAGUGCACUUAUAUUGGACCUACAGUACACACCCAUACCUUUCUCCUAUCUUUUAAACAAAGAGCUCAUCCAUUGCGUCACACCACACUCAUUCAGGCAUAGGUUUGGGGCAUCGUUUGGAUUUUAACAAUUCUGAUUCUGAUUCCAAUUCCGAUUCUUCCUUUCGAUUCCGGUUCUUAUCGAUUCUGAUUCUUUGAGGGGUGGAGUUGAAAUGGGUCACAUGCCUGUUUUCACAAAUAAGAGAAAAGUUUUAUUUUGAUUCAAUGGUGGUUUGCAGUUUGACAGGGCUUUUUCAAUGUAAAAUAAAGCCAGUGCUGCUUACUGUGCUCCAAGGCUGCAACGCAACAAGCGCCAUAUUAAAUUGGGAAGCGUUGAUCGGAUUUGAAACCAAAUCCUCUAAACGAUUCCAAUAAAGAAACGAUUCUACUGGAAUCGUAAUUUUUGAAACUAUUCCAAGUAGGAAUCGUUUCUCGAUGCCCAAUCCUAUUCAGCUGCUUCUCUUUUCUUUACAAAACUGAUCAGGCACGUCCAGUAUUUCACCUCUGCUGCUCACCAGCAAUCACACCCAUCUAUUACACCUCCUUAUCAUCUGGAAUGACCAGCCAGUGAUAAUCAUUGACCAGACUCAUCUCUAUCUAUCUAUCGGUUUAUUGACACCAACUAUUACUCUUAACGAAAUGCUAGCGAACAAGCCACUCAAUCAUUUCAUCCAUCUGGGUCACUGCCUUGGAGAUGACCAUAGAAGGAUUAGAGAGUUCAGUAACAAAACGUAACAUCUCUGAGAAAGUUGUUAAGCAUUUACAACAAGAGUAAACACUGACAUUCUGUGCUCAUCCAUUACGCCAGAGACAUUAUCGGUGAAGUGAUGUGACGGCUGUAAAAUACACUGUCUAGUGAAUCAGCAGGAUCAGCAUCAAAGUGUACUUUGUGGUCUCUGAUAAAUUUUUAUCUCAGUCUAAUCCUUCUGUCUAAUCCGAGGUGCCUGCAGACAUGUAGCAUGUAUAUGUGUUUUGUGGGGGGUUUCGGGGUUCAGGGGACAAACAUAUUCAGUGUGAGACACUGCAGAAAGACCAGAUUUAGACUAAGACCGGAGGCAGGAAUCGGCUCUGGAGUGAGCUGUCAUGCCUCAUAGUCUUAACAUGAACAGAGAAUGAUUGGACGAUCCUCGGUCUGUGUUGUGGUCUCAUUCUGAAGUGGGAAAAUAAAACUGUCACAGUUUAAAGAAAGAAUGGUAGGAGGGGAGGGGGUAUGAAAUGUACAUUGUUUUGUUUUUUUUUGUACCUUGGCUUUAAUUUAUUAAAUAUAUCUUAAGACUGCA